AUGUCCCUUGCGGGUGCAGCAGCAAAACAUGAUAGGGAGCAAUUCAUCAAAGCUAAAGCCCGAGGCACUACCAUAGUCUUGGCAAAAGAUGCUGCUGCAACCAUCAUCGGCCAGCAAGCUCACGCCAACCAGGAAAUUCCCAAUCUGCUGCAUGAACAGGAAAUGUUGACUGCGUGGAUGUACGGGCUAGAUCUCAACACCGAUCUAGUCAUGCUCCCGAUUUUGCGAGCCAUGGCUCUCUGGGCUGUUGCGCAUAAAACACAUACCAAUAAGAACCUUACAGUAGACCAUAUUGAUGACUUCAAAGGCGCGGAACUAGAAAAGAGGUUCAGACUAUGUGAGGCUGAGUGUAUUGCGGAAUUCUAUACACAUCUUGUAUCGAGGAAGGAAGCUUAG
Molecule: messenger RNA, 396 nt
Organism: Penicillium taxi
Lineage: Eukaryota; Fungi; Ascomycota; Eurotiomycetes; Eurotiales; Aspergillaceae
Exons: 1
Coding region: 1-396 (131 amino acids)
Source: RefSeq, a predicted model, not a curated record